This is a messenger RNA of Dalotia coriaria, 2439 nucleotides long. RefSeq lists its product as uncharacterized. Bases 175 to 1842 code for a protein of 555 amino acids. The record is from RefSeq and is a predicted model, not a curated record. The transcript is spliced from 7 exons. Lineage: Eukaryota; Metazoa; Arthropoda; Insecta; Coleoptera; Staphylinidae.
AAUGAUUCCCUGCGAUAUGUUGAUUUUAAUUGGGAAAAAUAUGGAUGGGACAUUGAAAUAGCAUCCAAUGCAAUGUUUGGCCCAGUGAUGGAUUAUACAUGGGAAAGUAAUAUUUAAACUUAAUAUAUUUCAUAACACAUUAAUAAUUAAUUUCAUUUAGUGUUACCUAUUAUUAUGACUAGAUCGGCACCCUUGACGCAAAAUUAUAAAUUUGUAAAAUUAGGAGACAUUAACAUCAGAAAUCGUUUUGAGAUCAAUUUUUCAUUCUUGGGAAAAUCAAGUGCACAAAUUUAUUUGUGUUCAAAUGCCGAGGUAAAAAGGGGUACAUGUUUCAUUUUUAUUCUUGGAGGGUGGAAUGGAGAAGGAAGUGUUAUCAGACGUUGUCGGGAAGGGGCAUCGCCCAGAAACUCCGAAGAUAGAUUGAAAGGAUGCGAAAAUGUUGUUAAUAAAAUUGAACAUAGACCAUUGUUUUCAUGUGAUCAAUGGAGUCAAAUUUCUAUUAGAUAUGUAAACCAACAAUUAGACGUAACAAUCAACGAUGAACGUCUAUUAUCUUAUCACGCACAAAACGAUAAUGAAUUUAAUAGUUUUACCAGACUAUUCAUACAUUCAAAUACCGAAAAUGCAUUAUGGAAAUAUCAUCAAUAUACUUAUUAUGAAGCUCGCAAACCAAACGUUAAUUUCAUUAACAGCAAUAAAUUUCUUGUAAAUUCUAAUCAUUUACAUAUUUCGUUUCUGGCAAAUCAUGCAAAAGAUAUAACAAUACAACUCUAUGACACAUCGCAAGAACUCAUCAAAACUGAAUACUAUAAGAGUGAUCAAAACACCCAAUGGAAUUAUAAAACUUUUAUUUCAGACGUAGAUGAAAGUGCUGAAUAUAAUUUACGCAUAUCGUUUAGUCCUAAUGAUAAGAUAGCAAUCAGAAACAUUGUCAGGCAUUUAGACUGCAAAGAAAGUAAAACUGAUAAAUUUCAUUUAUCAACUUUAGAGUACAACUUUGUUACAAAAAGUAAUAUUAAAUGUUCCUCGCUUCGGCACACAGCCAAACAACUUAAUCUUCAACUGCCACACAAAAGUAUUGAUAGUUGUCCAAGUAAUAAACAGCAGGAGUGUGACUUAUACAAUAAACUAUUCAAUACUACAAAUUGUCCGCACAGAAUAACGUGUAAUGAGAAAUCAUGUCACUGUUCAACAGGAUACACUGGACAAUAUUGUGACAAAAAGUGUGAAAGAGGCAAUUAUGGUUGUAAUUGUGCAUGUGAAUGUGGGAAGUGCGUUUCGAGCUUCUGCAAUCCAGCAAAUGGUGAUUGCUACUUUGGAUGUAAUAAUAUAAACUAUCUUGCUCCUGAUUGCAUGAAAAGAAAUCUUCCAGUGUUAACUGGAAUUGCAUCAACUCAAACUGAUUGUGUUACAAAUUGCACAAUUAAAAUCUACGAUAAAGAAUUAAAAUAUGAUGGUGUCGCGGGACCUAAAUAUUAUUACACUCGUUUAAUUCAGCCAAACAGAACUACCACAGAAGGAGAAUUAACACAAAUUAAAAUCAACAUUAUUAAAUUUACAAAUUUAAUUAAAGAAAGCAAAUAUGCUUAUCAGAUAAUUUUAUGUGUGACUAGUACCAAGUCAAAUUGUGGUUUUGAUGAAUUGACAACAUUUGAAUUUGAAACAACGUGUGAAGAACUUCGUAAAGAUCAAAUUCUAAUUGGAAGUAUUGACAGGCGUACGACAAUUAAUGUGGCAUCUUACAAUUCCAAUAAGAAUUGUUUUUUAAGCAGUUAUUACAUGAUAGUUGUUGAUUCAGCUAGUAAUUCAGUUCAGAAGUCAAAACAUUUGGAACUUAAGUAAUACUAUAACAUCAUUGGAUAUAUUUACUAAUUAUUCACUUCAAUUGACUAGAAAGUAACAAAAUAACACAUAGUAUUAUGUUCACCACAGAUGAAUCAGUUCCUAAUGCUGUUAGAAAUGCAAAAGUUAUUUCUACGCCACCUACCUAAGAGACUCAGUCUUAUAUGGGAUCCACCUAAACCUGUUUAUGGAAUUAUCAGGAAUUAUAUCGUCACGUGGAUGUUGUAUGAUAAAAGAGAUUGUUUACCCGCGAAAAAAUCAGGAAUGUUCAAUUUAAAAAUGUGACAACUACGACAAUUGAAUUAGAUAAUCUACAACCAUAUUCAAUUUAUAAUAUAUCAGUAUCAGCAGUUACGAAGAAAGGUCAAGGAGAUAUUGAAAAUAUUAUAGGAUACACAGAUGCAACUGAAACAAUUGACAUAAACAUCUUUAAUUAUAAGGUUACCACCUUAGAAACUUUGAUAGAAAUAGGCACUAAUAUUGAUUGUGAAAAUUGGACUGGUCCAAUCUAUCUGAAUGCAUAUGCUACCUGCAAGAGUACUUGGUGUGAUGAAAUAGGAAACAACGCGUCGAAGCAAAUACAAUAUAAAGACACAA